Molecule: messenger RNA, 998 nt
Organism: Beta vulgaris subsp. vulgaris (sugar beet)
Lineage: Eukaryota; Viridiplantae; Streptophyta; Magnoliopsida; Caryophyllales; Amaranthaceae
Product: spermidine hydroxycinnamoyl transferase-like
Exons: 1
Coding region: 59-994 (311 amino acids)
Molecular function (GO): acyltransferase activity, transferring groups other than amino-acyl groups
Source: RefSeq, a predicted model, not a curated record
AUAACUCGACCUUAUGGCAAAAAACAGCUAAUCAAGAACCCAAAAAAAAAAAGAAGCCAUGGCAAUAAUUAGAAUGAAAUCCAAGUAUACAGUCAAACCAGCUGAGCCAACAUGGAAUGGCAUUCUACCCUUAUCAGAACUUGAUCAAAUUUCAGUAAUUACACAUUCAUCCGUCUUAUACUUUUACGAUAAACCAACAAAAGAGGAAUGGCUUAAUCCAUCAAACAACAAAAUCAUGAAAACCCUUAAAGAAUCCUUAAGCCAUGCCUUAGUCCCAUUUUACCCAUUAGCAGGUCGACUGAGUUUCAAAGGUGAAGGACGAUUCGAACUCGAGUGUAAUGCGAUGGGAGCAGAGCUCUUCGAGGUCGAGUCUACCAUGAAACUGGCUGAUUUUGGUGAUUUUUACUCUUGUACAAAAAAGUUGCGCGAACUUCUCGUUCCCAUGAGUUAUUACACGAAACCAAUCCAAGACUUACCUGUGCUCGCAGUGCAGAUAACUCGAUUCAGAUGCGGCGGCCUUAGUCUUGGCAUGUCAAUGUCCCACAUCGUUGCUGAUGGGCGGAGUGCAUUCCAUUUCAUCAAGGAAUGGGGUAGGCUUGCCUUAGGUAAGCCACUAGAAGAAGCACCUUUCCUCGAUCGUCGCAUCUUGCGAGCUGAAGCUCAUCAGAGAACAGUAGUUGAUCAGAGUGAACGGAUGAACUACUUUAGUCAGCUGCGUUUAGGUGAAGAUAAGUGGGGGAAGCAGGUAUCUCCAACCUUUGUUGUAUUGACAAAGGACAUGAUUAUGAGGCUUAAGGAGGUGGCCAAUAGUAUUAGUAACCGGGAAAUUGUGAAGGACCAUCUGCGGCGUCCUUACAGUCGGUUUGAAGUUGUUGCAGCUCAUGUAUGGAGAUGUGUUUGUAAGGCACGCGAGCUCAAGAGCGAGGAUAUGUCAACGUUAAUGGUUGCUGUUGCCGCACAUGACCGAAUGGAGCCACCAUUACCAUCAAGGUAAUAAA